AUGUCAGAGUCCAUGCUGUCCCCAAAGAAAUUGAAAGGCAAAGUUGCCAUAAUUACCGGUGGUGCCAGCGGAAUUGGGGAGGCUACAGCACGUCUUUUUGCCAAACACGGUGCUCGUAUGAUCGUGAUAGCUGAUAUACAUGAUCUUGGCCAACAACUAGCCACUUCAAUUGGCACCGACAAUUGCAUUUACAUGUACUGCGAUGUCACAAACGAGAAUCAAGUCGAAGCAUUAGUUGACUCAACCCUCCAAAACUAUGGCCAACUAGACAUCAUGUUCGGUAAUGCCGGGAUUCUAAACAGUAAGCCUCCUCAGACAGUUCUCGAUCUCGACUUAUCAGCUUUCGACCACCUCUUUGCCAUCAACGCCCGUGGCAUGGCUGCAUGCGUUAAACAUGCGGCGCCCGCAAUGGUUGAGAGGAGAAUGAAGGGGAGCAUUGUGUGCACGGCGAGUGUGACAGGGAGCCGCGGCGGUUAUUGGAUGACAGACUAUUACAUGUCAAAGCAUGCUGUGAUAGGAUUGGUUAGAUCGGAAAGCACGCAGCUAGGAGCGCAUGGAAUUAGAAUGAACUGCGUCUCACCGUGUGGCGUGGCGACGCCGGGUUUGUGCAGGUGGCUUAAUAUUGAAGCUGUGGAAGUCGAGAGGAUGUAUGAGCCAAAUCCAUGCUUGAAAGGGAUUGUGAUUAAGACGAAGCAUAUUGCAGAUGCUGUGUCGUUUCUUGCAUCUGAUGAUUCAGAAUUUGUGAGUGGGCAUGACUUGGUGGUAGAUGGUGGCUUUCUAUCUAAAUUAAAUUGA
This is a messenger RNA of Pistacia vera, 795 nucleotides long. Its product is annotated as (-)-isopiperitenol/(-)-carveol dehydrogenase, mitochondrial-like. The transcript has a single exon. The coding region runs from base 1 to 795 and encodes 264 amino acids. The record is from RefSeq and is a predicted model, not a curated record. Lineage: Eukaryota; Viridiplantae; Streptophyta; Magnoliopsida; Sapindales; Anacardiaceae.